AUGUUGGAAGAAGAUAUGGAGGUGGCCAUUAAAGUGGUGGUAGUAGGGAAUGGUGCUGUUGGAAAAUCAAGCAUGAUCCAGAGAUACUGCAAAGGCAUAUUUACAAAGGAUUACAAGAAGACCAUUGGAGUAGAUUUUCUGGAAAGGCAAAUUCAGAUAAAUGAUGAAGAUGUUCGGCUUAUGCUGUGGGACACAGCUGGGCAAGAAGAAUUUGAUGCAAUUACUAAAGCAUACUACAGAGGUGCCCAAGCUUGUGUGUUGGUAUUUUCUACAACAGACAGGGAAUCUUUUGAAGCAGUUCCCAACUGGAAGGAGAAAGUCAUGGCUGAAGUUGGGGACAUUCCCACAGUUCUUGUUCAGAAUAAAAUUGACCUGCUUGAUGAUACAGUUAUUAAGAACGAAGAGGCAGAAGCUCUUGCCAAGAGGUUAAAACUGCGGUUUUACAGGACAUCUGUUAAAGAAGAUCUUAAUGUUACUGAAGUUUUUAAAUAUUUGGCUGACAAGUAUUUGCAAAGGCUAAAGCAACAGACAGCAGAAGACACAGAGGUUGUACACACAAGUGGCAACAAAAUAGGGGUAUUUAACACAGCAGGUGGCAGCCACUCUGGCCCAAAGGCUGAUGCUAUGAAUGGAGGCAAUGUAAUUAGUCUAAGGCCAAACAAACAGAGGACCAAGAAGAACAAAAGUCCUUUUAGCAGUUGUAACCUGCUCUAG
Messenger RNA from Staurois parvus, 714 nucleotides. NCBI's taxonomy places the organism in Eukaryota, Metazoa, Chordata, Amphibia, Anura, Ranidae. The record is from the annotation of a GenBank genome assembly.